This is a messenger RNA of Exserohilum turcica Et28A, 1906 nucleotides long. RefSeq lists its product as uncharacterized. Lineage: Eukaryota; Fungi; Ascomycota; Dothideomycetes; Pleosporales; Pleosporaceae. Bases 1 to 1605 code for a protein of 534 amino acids. The record is from RefSeq and is a predicted model, not a curated record. Gene Ontology annotation, molecular function: monooxygenase activity; iron ion binding; oxidoreductase activity, acting on paired donors, with incorporation or reduction of molecular oxygen. The transcript has 4 exons.
AUGGCGCUCGGCGGCCUCCCAUGGGCCACAAUGGCCUUUUCAGGCGUCCUCGCAGCCCUCAGCUACGGCCUCAUCCGGCUGGUCCAAGUGCGGCGCUUCUACAGAGACCUCCCCAAGCCGCCCCACAGCUUCCUGUUUGGCCACCUCAAGCUGUUUGGCGAGGCCUUCGCCAUGCUUCCCAGCUACGGCCACUAUCAAGUCGCCGUUACCACCAUUGCCAGGAAGUACAACAUGCCCGGGGUCUUCUAUCUCGACUUGUGGCCCAUAGCAGACGGCCAGAUGGUGGUGACAGACCACGACGUCGCUCUCCACGUGACGGCCCACCGCAACCAUCCGAAGCAUCGUAUGGAGGGCGUCACCAUGGAUCCCAUGCUUGGAGCUGGCAACAUUGUCAGCGUAGACGGACCGCGCUGGAAGCAUCUGCACAGAAUGCUCAGCCCGGCCUUUUCCAUCUCGCACACCACCGCCAUGAGGCCGGCCGUGGCGGAUGAAGUGCUCAAGUUCCGGUCGAUUCUGCACGAGAAGGCGCAGUCGGGAGAGACGUUCCGGCUCGAAGACUUCACGCAGCACCUGACGUUUGAUGUCAUUGGCACUGCGACGUUUGGGCGCUCGCUCAAUGCCCAGGCCGACGGCAGUCCCGCCCUACAGCAUUUCCACAACAUGUGUCGCGCCCACAGGACGACGCGAGAGUCAUUCAACCUGGUCCGCAACUUUUUUGUCAAUGCAAGGCGCGACUCGGAACGGCGCAAACUGGACGCCAACAUCGCCGAGCUUAUCAAGGAACGAUUCGAGAUUGUGAAGCGCGACAAGCUGGAUCUCUCUGGCAAGCGGGGACUGGGCAUCAUGGACCUUAUGCUACGAGACUAUCUCGCAGGGCCCGGGAAGAGCGAGAGCACCAGCCUGGACCCUCAAUUCCUCCAAGACGCCGUCACGCAGGUCAAGACGCUGCUCGUCGCUGGCAGCGGCACAACAUCGGAUACCAUCUGCUUUGGCACCAUGCUGCUGAGUGUGCAUCCCGACGUGGUUGGAAAGAUGCGAGAGGAGCAUGACCGCGUGUUUGCACCGGGCAUUGAGGCGAGCUACGAGAUUCUCAAGGCCCAUCCCAGCAAGCUCAACGAGCUGGUGUACACCAAGGGUGUGGCCAAGGAAAUUCUCCGCUUCUAUCCGAUCGGCAACACUGCACGCGAAGGAAUCGAUACCGUUGCCUACCGGGGCCAGGAGUGGCCAGCCAAGCAUCACAUGAUCUGCCCUGUUCAGAUGGCGAUACACAUGGAUCCCAAGCUGUUCGCAGAGCCCCUCAAAUUCGAUCCCGAGCGGUACAUGCGCGAGGAUUUCCCCCGCCAUGCAUGGCGCCCAUUUGAGCGGGGGCCUCGGGCGUGCCUGGGCCAGCCGCUGGCCAUGGAUGAGGUUUUGAUAGUCCUGCUGCUAACUGCUCGCGAGUUUGACUUUGCCUGCACAGACGUCAAGCCCAACAAGACGCCUAGGCUAGAGUGGUUCGACCUCGACUUGACGUUUGGGGACAGAGCCUUCCAAGAGUGGUUCUUUGAAGCCCAGCCACGCGACGGCAUGCCCAUGACGGUCAAAAAGUCCCAGUGGCCGUGCUGAGAAUGGCCAGGCUGCCGAGUCAUGCGUCGAUGCUUGCACCCCAGCGACGCUGUGCUUAAGCAUCACCCGACGACUUACUUGUAUUGCCGAGCAUUGCGGCAGCGCGCCCGGCCCACGGCAUGCAGCAUGUAUCAACUCUAAAUCAGGCACAUUGCCCAAAACGGCAGUGCAGCAUUCUUGUGCUACUGGCCACAUGGCUUACCGCCAGGCGCUUUUAUGCCACGGGACGGCGUGGCAGCAAGAUGAGAUUAGCAUGUAUGUAACGUCAUGCAUCCGGCUGCUCCGUCUCCCCUGCCCACAU